This is a messenger RNA of Hydra vulgaris (swiftwater hydra), 3880 nucleotides long. RefSeq names its product alpha-protein kinase 1. NCBI's taxonomy places the organism in Eukaryota, Metazoa, Cnidaria, Hydrozoa, Anthoathecata, Hydridae. The record is from RefSeq and is a predicted model, not a curated record. Gene Ontology annotation, molecular function: protein-folding chaperone binding.
AAUAUUUUUACCAGGCGAUUAUUUACUUUUACAUUAAAAUGGCGGAUGUUUUUGCAAAUUUUUAUAAAAUUUAUUUUUCGGAAAAAGUUUUCUUCAGUAAUUACAUCAUAUGCUAGCUUGAGAUGUUAUGGAUAACUUAUAUUCAUCUCAACCAUUAAAAAAUAUUGUUUUGGUUUCAAGAUAUUCUUCUCCUCAAUCUCAAUUUGACAGUAUUUUAUCAGGAAGGCUUCCAACAAUUAGUGAGGAAGAAAAUAAACACUUUUUGAAUAACCAUUUUAAAAAUAUUAGUUUGCAAAGUGGAAUACGUUUUGUACGAAGUAAUUCCCAAUUAGUUUCUAACAGAUAUCAAGCUAUAUCACAAAAUCACUUAUUGCACAGAGCUUAUCAAAACAGAAUGACAACAGCUGGAGUACCAAGUAAAAUAUAUAUGUCUCCUCAGCAGGAUUCUUUAAGUCCUAAUAGAAAUAAUCAAAUGUAUAAUACAAGCUUGGCACAAUGUGCUGUAGCACCCCAACUUCAUAGAAUGCAAACAUCUGUUUCACAGCAUCAACCUUAUUUAUCUCCUUUAGAAAAUAAUAAAGUAUAUGAAACCCAUAGAUCAAAUCAAGAAUCUGAUGUAAAUGAACAAUAUUAUCCAUAUCGUAAAGAUUUAUUAAGUGAAUCAAAUAAAAAUGACAAUUAUGUAGUUAAAUUACCAAGUGGUGUAAUACAUCAAUAUCCAAAUCCUGAUUAUCCUUUGUCUACAUAUACUCAAAAUCUUUCAGAAAAGUACUUAAACGCUACAGCUUCAUACUCAACUGAUACAGCUCCAUAUCCUCAUCAAAACAAUCAUUUGAACACAAAUUCAGUUCAAAACUAUCAAAAUAGUGGAUAUAACCAGCAACAAGGUUUUUACCUUAUGAUGGAUCAACCACAAUUUAAUACUAUUUCAGAUCAGGGACCACUCAAUUAUGCAUAUCGCUCUACUGUAGUUGAUUCACCAGAAGCUAGUCCAACACCUGUACAAGAUGGUAUUUUUAAAGUACCAGCUUCACCAUUAGCACAACGCAAACAACACAAUCACCAGAAUAAACCAGACAUUUAUAAACUAGACUCUCCUCUUAAUCAUCUGUACAUACAAGAUAUGUCACUAGACAGUCCAUUACCACGUUCUGAAAACUAUGAAGUUGAAAGCAUGCCAAACAUCCCUCCUCGAAGUUCAUUAUUUCAAACAUCUAAUUAUCAAAUAUCUAGAAUUUCACAACAAGUUAGUCCGCAAACAGUUUACAGUUCAAAUCAUUCUGGACAAUCAACAAUCCAAACUGCUUAUCCUGUCCAACAAAGGAUACGUUCUGGAACUGUUGAAAUGAGUGAUGUAAAUGCUAAUAAACAGGAUUCUCUCGAAAGCUUGCAACGUGGCCGCGCAGGAACUGUUGAAAUGAUAGACUCAGUCAAAUUUGAACAAAGAGUACGAUCUGGUACAGUGGAUAUGGCUGAUGGAUCUAAUCAAGUUUAUUACUCACCAACAAGUUUGCAACAAGCUCAGCAGUUUUAUAACUCUUCUGAAGCUUUACAACCUCAAUCACCACAAAAACAUGUUUCUCAGCAACAAAAUUACUCACAUCAGUUUUCACAACAACAACAACAACAACAUCUUGAUCAACAACAAGAUCAGCAACAAUAUUUUAAAGAAGAAUCUCUUCAAAAAGCUUACCUAUUGGAACAAGUUCCAAAAGAUUUUCAACAACCUUUAUUAUAUAAAUCAAAUGAAGUGACAAGUAAAUAUACCAAUCAGCAGUCUGAACUGAACAUUCAACCAAUACCUCAACAUCAAAAUGCAGUUCAAGAGUGUUAUGAAUUGAAAGCUUCAACUUAUAAUGAAGCUCCAGCUGUACAGAAGUUGUAUAAGGUACAAAACAAUAAUAUAAUAACUUCUUAUAAAUGCAAUGAAAAAGAUGAGAAACAACCUCCUUUGCAUGAUACCGACAAACACAUGCAAAAAUCUACAAAUGUUAAACUUAACUCAAAUUGUAUACAGAGUAAUAAUCAACUAUCAGAUCCUUUGAGCAAUCCUAAAAUGAACGAAAACACUUCUAUUAAUUAUGUUAGUUCUAAUCCACUAUCUGUUCCUUUGACAUCCAGUCAAAUUACUUUGACAACCAGCGCUAAUAAAAAUGAAUCAAACAGUUAUUUAGAUAAAGAUUUAGAAGCUCAAAAGAAGUUAAUGCAACAACAAUAUGUACAACGGGUACAACAAGCUCAUUUACAACAACAACUUCGACUAAUACAAGAAGAUUAUGAGGCAAAUUUACAAUUAGAAAGAGAUAUUGCUCAAGAGUAUCUUCAUGAACAAUCUCGCCAAAGUUAUUUACCAGAACAGUUGUAUCCUGUUAAUAGCGUACAACAAGUUUUUCCUCAGCAAGAACUUUCUCCAAAAAUUUUAUCAUAUGAAUCUCAAAAAUGUUAUCCUUCCUUUACUGCAAAAUUACCUGUAAACUCUAUGACCAGUACUGAUAUAGUUCCGCCAAUUCGUUUGCAAUCUCAACAACCAUAUUCUGCUCAAAAUCAUACAUCUCAAAAACAGCUUUUGUCACAGCAACCUAAACUUUUGUCUCAACAACAACAACAGUACUUUCCACAACUGCAAACAGAUAUUUUAACUCAGCAACAGUAUAUAUCUCAACAACAACAAUAUUUACCUCAGCAACAUCAUAUACCCUUACAACAACAUUUACACCAGGAACAAAAUUUAUCCCAGCAACAACAUUUAUCUCAGUACCAGCAAUUAUCUCAGCAACAACAUUUACCUCAGCAACAACAUAUACCUCAAAAACAACAUUUAUCUCAACAAGAAAAUUUAUCUCAGCAUCAACAUUUGCCUCAGCAACAACAUUUCUCACACCAACAAAAUUCAUCUCAGCAACAUCAUUUAUUACAGCAACAACAUUUACCUCAGCAACAACAUUUAUCACAGCAACAACAUUUAUCUCAACAACAACAUUUAGCUCAGCAACAACAUUUACCUCAGCAACAACAUUUAUCUCAGCAACAACAUUUACCUCAGCAACAACAUUUAUCUCAGCAACAACAUUUAUCUCAGCAACAACAUUUAUCUCAACAACAACAUUUACCUCAGCAACAACAUUUACCUCAGCAACAACAUUUACCGCAGCAACAACAUUUACCGCAGCAGCAACAUAUACCUCAACAGCAACAUUUACCUCAACAACAACAACAACAACAUUUAUCUCAACAAGUACCCAUACCUCAGCAGCAACAUUCUCAACAAAACAACCAGCCAAUUGUUAUUAUGCCAGGGGGUGGACCGAUGUCAAAUCCUGGGCAAUAUAUAACUUCAUCAAAUUUAGGUCGAAACUUUAUGCAGCAAACAUCAGAUCAUUAUUUAUUGCCUAUGAAAAAUCAAAGUGUGUUGCCAACUCCAGUUGAAAGCAAGCCACCAACUCCAUUUCAGAAACUUAGGAAAAUCGCUGAAGAUAUUUCCUCAUUUGUUGAUGAUAUUGUGAAAUUUAAAGGAGCUAAAGAUGGAAAUGAGUACAAAUAUUUGGAGGAAAUGCUUACAAAGCAAUUACUUUUGCUUGAUAAAGUUGCAGCUAAUUCGAGUGAUGAGUUAAGAAACGCACGUAAAUCUCUGGUAAAAGAAGUUCAGGAACUGCUUGAAAUACUUGAUCGACGUGCAACAAAAAGUCCUUUAAAAUAAAAUGAAUGUUAACGAAGAACUCGACAUCUAUAAUGAAUUCAAUAUGUGUUUCAUUACUUAAUCGAAAUAUUCAGGUUUUUAAUGACCGAAGUACUUGAAUUCUGAUGACUUUUUAGAAGUCAAAUAAAUUUAUUAAAACUUUUAAUACUGCUUGUGUUUAUAAUGUAAUAUUUAUUAAUCUAA